AUGAUUCGUGGUGGAGCACCGGCGCAAACGCAACGUGGUGGUGGUGGUGGUGGUGGUACUUCAUCUUUGCCAUCAAAUGUUCGAGAUAGUGUUAUGCAUCGUUUAAUGCUUUCAACUCAAGCUGCUAGUGGCAUAUCAAACGGAUCAGGACGAGCAGAACAACGAUCACGUGAAGAAAUGCAACAAUAUGUAGGACGGAAUUUUCCAUCUUUUCAACAACCACAAGUUAAUAGCGAGGUGGAUUUAUGGCCUAAUGUUUCGGGAGCCGAUAAUUUUCCAUCUCCAAUAAGUGGAAAUACAUAUGCCUAUGGACCAGGACCUGGCGCACCAAUAAUUUACUUACCAAAUUUGCUCACUUUACCGCCGCUACCACCAGUAUAUUUGCGUUGUCCUGAAUGUGGUAUCUGCAAAAUGAGUAGUGAAGAAAUGGAGGUACAUAUAAAAGUGGAACAUUUACAUUGGAGUCCUUUUCAAUGCACUGAAUGUUAUGCGGAAAGAUCGACCGAUUUUCAAUUGCGCGAACAUGUUCACUCAACACAUCGAAAAAAUUAUGAGCAUAAAUAUAUUUAUGCGUAUCAUGACAAUCCUACUGCAAAACGGUUGCUUCAAUUAAUGAUGGAUCGUUGUUUGAUGAAUGCACGUCGUGCACAACAACCAUCACUGAUUAGCAAUUCACAGCCAUCAGCAACUGUAACGACAACAACAACAACAUUACCGCCAUCACAUUUCCACUCAACAACAUUUCCGGUGAAUAACAUGAGAGAAAGACUCAUAACUCAUACAAGUGAUUUGGAUAGACGAUCUACGGCAAGUUUAUCUCCAUCACAUGAAACAAAUGCUGAAAGUCCUGUGCUUAAUAUCAAUACAUUGACAAAUGGUCGUAUAUCAGUGAAUCAACAAUUACAAAGAUCUGGUCUUACACCAACGGCAACUGUUGGAGCGACAGCAACUGUUAUUUCAAAAAAACGACCUGCAAGUGAUAAUGCAAUGUCAUGGAAUACAAAUACUGAUGCGGUGUUAUCGGCAAUACGUGUCGCAACUCAUGAAAAUGCUGAUGAACAGGAUGGUUGUGUGGAAGGAACUGGUACUGAAGAUGGUGGAAUUGGAAUUGGAGGAGAAUUAGACGAUGAAUUUAAUACUAGUAUAACAAAUGGUAUGCAUGAUAUAAAAAGUGCAUUUGAUGUUGCAAUGGAAGAAUCAACAGCUGAGCAAUCUGAUGAAGCAUUGUUAGCAGCGACAGCAAUUGAUGGUGGACAGGAUGCGACAGAUAUAUUGGGAAAUGUCGCUGAGAUAUUUAGUGCUGGUGAUAUAUCUAUUCCAUGGAAACGGCGAAAUCGUGGUGCUAAUAGUAGUAUUCACGAUAGUGGUAAUAUCACCGAUUCUAGCACAAGAAAUGAACGUCCUAGAGCUACUAAGAGCAGCUUAGCAAAAAGACGCAUGAUGGGUAUAUGCAAAUGUAAACAGCUUAUUACCGCUGGUGCGCGACAAAUGCAUAUUUUUUAUCACAUGGCGAAGGAUCGUCAGCUUUUCCGUUUCCGUUGCAAGUAUCCAGCUUGUCAAGUGCAGCACUAUAGGAAAGAUCAGAUGGAAAAUCAUCAAUCGAAGGUGCACGGUGCAAUAAAUCCAAUGUUAAUCGAGGAUCGAACAGCUGAAUUAUUCAAAAUAUCGCAGGAAGUAUCGCUAGAUCUUUUGGGAACAACGGGUAAUAAACCCGGUCCUACUGCUGCACGUGCACAAAUGAUUUACGAUCAGAUGAUGGCAGCGCAGGCUCGAAACCCGAGAAAUUCAAGGAGGAAGAAAAGAGCAGCUGAAAGAGCUUUAGCUGUUGCAGCAGCUCGUGCUGUUGCUACAGCUCGAGUUGCAGUAGCAACUGCAGCGUUGAAUGCACAAAGAAUGGCUGCAAUGCAGGAAAAUCGAUGCAAUACAAUAGAACAAUCACAGCAGCAGCAACAUUUCCUUCCAUCUGUUCCAUCAACAUCACAAGAAAUUUCAUCGAUAGAACAAACUGAUGAUCAACAAUUGCAUUGUCAAAAAUGUCACAAAUUAUUACAUAAUAAGAUACGUGGUUUUCAUGUUCUAUGGCAUAUGUCCAAAGAUCUUGGUAUUAAUCGUUACAUAUGUAAAUUUUGUGAUUUUGGUCAUGAUCGAAAACAAGCUGUUGUAUGUCAUGGAAGAAGAGAACAUGGUACAGAAGACUGUUGUGAAGAUCGUGUUGAGGAAUAUUCAGAUGAAGUAAAAGCAAUGACUGAGCAGUGUUUCGGUUUACAGCCAACAUCACUGCAUGAUAACCGUAUACAGUACAAGCUAUCGGAUCAAGUAGUUAACGAUGAAGGAUUGGUUGCAGAAUCUAUAGCAAAUGAUAAUACUGCUUGUGCAUCUAUGAUUUCAGAUGAAAUUGCAAAUUCAACAACAUAUGGGGUGGAUGAAUAUGAUGUAAAAGCAUCAUCAGCACUGCAUGAUAUUGACUCAUCGCAAUUGAUGCUAGAUCAAUCUGAAUCAUCGCCGAUUAUUUCACGAUCAUUUUCAUCAACGUCAUCAUAUCGUGAUCGUAUGAGAAAAGCCAGAAAUCGUCGUUUCGGAAUACGUAAACCUCCAUCCAAAUUGAAGCGUAAAGAAAUGGCAAAAUUACGUGAAAUCAGUAUGCGAUUAGGUGGUGCACAGUAUUUCAAAAAGCGCUUCAACGAAGCUGCACAUUGUCAGAAAUGCGGUUUGCUAACAACAUCACGGUUAAGCGAUCAUGCAUACAAACAUUUGGAUGUACAGCUAUUUCUAUGUCCGCAGUGUGAUAUUGGAAAUCAGUCACGUGAUUUGGUAGUUAAACAUAUUCGUGAUAUGCAUAGCAGUCAAGAGCAUCCAAUUGAUGAGCGAUGGAAAUAUCGUGUUGAAAUUAAAGAAAUUAUCCGUGAAUGUUAUCCAGCGUAUUUUAUUGAUGCACCAAUACCUACUGCUGCUGAUAUCGAAAAACUAAAACAAAGUUUAUCAUCGGGGCGAUUUUUCGAUGUCCUUGGAUCCACUGAUGAUGAUCAGCCGGAAAGCGUUGAUGCAAAUCUUGAAAGAGAUUUUGGCGGUGAAGCAGCUGAUGGAGAUUCGGAUGAUGAACGACAAGGAGAAGGUUUGGAGCCAGAACAAGAUGCACAAUCAUAUGCAGAAGGAGGUGAUUAUGGUGUAGAUGAUAGUAUAUUAUGUGAUGCAGAUCAAACACAGGAACGUUUUGUAAUGGAAAAUGAUGGUGAUCAAUCGGUGGACAGUGAUAUAAGUGGUGAUGAUGUUAUGAUUGAAGAAAAUGGACAAGAUGAGGUGGAAAGAUUUGCUGGUGCAUCAUCAGGACAAUCAUCAAUCACUGGGCUUCCGUUGCUGGAGAAUGAAGAUGUUUUGGGAAAUGGUGGUAUUUUGGUGAAAAAUGAGCCAGAUAAUCAUUCUGAUCUCACUGGUGAAGCUGAAAUUACACAUAUUGUUGAAGAAGAGGAAGAUGAGGGUGAGGAGGAAAUGUAA
Messenger RNA from Brugia malayi, 3492 nucleotides. RefSeq names its product Zinc finger, C2H2 type family protein (gene Bma-sup-37). Gene Ontology annotation, cellular component: chromosome. Lineage: Eukaryota; Metazoa; Nematoda; Chromadorea; Rhabditida; Onchocercidae. Gene Ontology annotation, molecular function: chromatin insulator sequence binding. The record is from RefSeq and is a predicted model, not a curated record. The coding region runs from base 1 to 3492 and encodes 1163 amino acids. Gene Ontology annotation, biological process: regulation of transcription by RNA polymerase II. The transcript is spliced from 22 exons.